GUUUCGGCGGUGCGUCUGUCUUUUUGCAACUGCUUUGGCGAAGUCAACGCAGUCUUGGCGCCGUGCCGAGUGUUUCUCGUUGCCUUCAACUGUGUUGUGUAGUGAUCACUAUCCCUGUGAGUGCUAGUGAGAUCUAUCGACGCAGCUCGUGCGGCGUUUGCUCCCGCUGCAACUUGUCACAUUCGCGACCACGUUUGGCGUCCUUGCGCCCGAGCUGUGCUUCUUGCGGAUCGUGUGACGCAGCCUGACUUGCUCACUUCAAAUCAAGGCAAGAACAGCUUCUCAACGUAAUGUGCGACUACGGUUGACAACCAUUGAUUAUCGCAAGUGCAUAUAUAUCGUUUGUGGCUGUGACGUGUCCUGAAUGUGAGAAAACAUGCCUCGUUGCUUUGUGACUAAUUGCCGAAGUGGGUACGAUUCGACGAAAUUCACGGCUGAAAAAAGACAUUUUUCAAAGCCACCCGCUGACGAGGUCCGCCUUCAACAGUGGCAACGGGCUAUACCCAGAUCGGAUAAGGAGCUGUCCAGCUCAUGCGCUGUUUGCGACCUCCACUUUCACGAGGAAGAUAUCGUGAAAGACUUCGUUCACAAAGUUCAUGGUGACGUAGUUGUCAUACCGCGUGACAAGUGGGCUCUUAAGGAAGAUGCUGUGCCGCGCAUUUUUCCCAAUUGCCCUAAAUACUUGUCGAAGCCAGCGAAAAAUCGCAAGGCUCCAACCCUAAGUGCACCGCCUCGGCCUAAGCGUCGGAAAGAGCAAAAGGAGAACAACCAAGUAGCUGCAACGUCGAACUUCUGCGUUUCGAGGAAAAGCAGUGGUGACAUUGACAGCAAUGUUGUGCAUGAGAACACCAUAGAGCUUUUCGAUGAGUUGUGUGGCAUGGCAGCAGCAGGCCAACGGUUGCAGGGUUGGUCACUUGAGGUUGUUGGCACUACAAUCGUGGUGUACAAGCUGCUAAUGAGAGAAGACCUUCCAGAAAUUGACAGGGCAGUCGUAGUGUCGAAAGACAUGACCCCCUCUGUCAGUGCCAAGGGGCAACCAUCAACUGUGUAUGCUACUGAUGCGGGCAUUGAAUUGAAAUCAUGUGACGGCCUAAAGUUUCUACUUUCAUGUAUUGCAAGGCUGACUUUCUGUGGAGGUUGUCCUGCUGAUAAUUACCCCUGUGUCUUGUCAUCAGCUGUGGCCAUUAAAAAUGGCGAUACAUGGCAUCGCAAGUCAUGCGCAAUUCAGUCUUUAACUGCAACAUGCCACGAAUGCCAGAGUCUGCACAAGCUCUUUUUACGGCGUCGCAAGACAAGCAACAGGUUGAAAUAUAGGAGCACUAAAGUGAAGUCCCUGCGUCGAAAGGCCUUAAGAGCAACUAUGCAGCGAGAAAAGAUGAAAAAAGAAGUAACCACCAUGAAAAAACAACUUGAGAAUGUUACAGAAGAGAAGGCGGAACGUGCACUUGACAUUCUUCCAGAUAAACAGCAGCUCCCUUUCAGGACUGCUUUUCAGGCAGCAAAGGCAAAAUCUAAAAAUGGGAGGCGGUACACAGAAGAGUGGUUAAUGACGUGCCUUCUGCUGCAGACUUCAAGCCCAAAAGCUUACAAAUUGGUAUCUGAUAUGCAGUUUCUGCCACUUCCUACAAGAGCACGCCUACGUCAGAUUAUUAGUGGCAUUCCCUGCGGGUACGGUUUCAAUAAGGUAUCGCUAAACAGUAUCCGAGAGCAUUUUCAUGAGAGGAGCCGCCUCAGAAGGUGCGGUGUUCUACUGCUCGAUGAGGUAAAGCUAAAGCAAACCGUUGCUUUCAACAAAACCUCAUACAAGAUGGAUGGCUUUGUUGAUUAUGGCGAUGUGACAAAUGCCACCACCGACCAACUUGCUGACCACGCACUGGUGUUGAUGCUUGUUCCGCUUUUUGAGGGCUGGGUUCAACCCAUAGCAUCUUUUGCCACAAGAGGGUCGGCACCUGGACGGAUCCUUGCACAGCUCCUGUUAAGUGCUGUGCUGCAGCUUCACAAGCAUAAUGCUUCAGUGCUUGUUGUUGUAAGUGAUGGAGCGGGUAAUAACCGCUCAAUGUGGACGCACUUGGGAAUAUCGGGAGACAUGAUAUCGCCAUGCAACAGCAUUGAGCACCCCUGGGAGCCUUCGCAGAAGAUCUUCUUUAUCUGUGACAUUCCACACACAGUCAAGUGCAUCAGAAAUCAUUUGAAAAAGUACACCUAUGGAAUGGCUGGAGAUCAUCAGAUCAACUUUGCACAUUAUGUUGCGCUGUAUGAAUUCGAAAAAAGCAAACAUACAAGAGUCGUGCCAAAACUGACUAGAGCACAUGUUGCCCCGGACAACCUCCAGAAGAUGAGCGUCCGACUUGCUACACAGCUAUUCAGCCGUGGAACAGCUAUUGGCAUCCGCAUAUACAGAGAAGCCGGUGGAGGCAUGAGGGGUUCUGAGGGAACAGAAGCAUUCACCGAAUUGCUUAAUGACCUGUUUGAUGCUCUGAACGUAAAGCUAUCUGAAAGAGGCAUGAAAAGGCACUCAAAGGAAAUACAGGCAAGCCAAAGUAUCUUUUCAUGCAUGUUGAUGCUUAUUUACAGACAUUUACAAUUCUUUCAGAUCAUCAAAGACUUCUUGGAAAUGUUGAAUGUCACAGAAAAUGUCGCCGUGGAGAAAGGUCUCAAGCUCUUUGCAUCUCAACUAACCACGGAGUCCUUGCGUGUUACUUUGUUGUCAACGCUUGACAUCAUCGACUUCCUACUGGAUCAGGGUGCACACUAUGUUUUGAUGGCAAAGUUGAACCAGGACCCCCUGGAGCGCCACUUUGGACUUGUCCGUUCAUUCGGAGGGGAUGAAUCUCACCCCCCCCCCCUACGGUGGUCAUUUCACCUUCCGAGUUUGUACACACCGAUAAAAACUGCUUUGCGUGGGAGUGUGCAAGGUGUGCCGGGGAAUGUGCUUGUCAGCGUAAAGGACGCACUAAGGAGGGCGAGAGAGCUUUACCGCGCCAAACAUGCUUCCUUGCAUGAACGCAUAGAAGAAAAGCUACUGGAGAUGACGUCAGAAACAGUCGGGGACCCUGGAGAGCAGGGCGACGAUCACUCCUACUUUAAAAGGGAAGUGGGCGAUGCUAUUAUCUACUACUUGAGUGGAUAUGGUGUGCACAAAUUUGAAAAGCACACAUCAAGCCUCCUGUGCUUAGAAGACAUAAGCAGUCCAGUGCCCGUUGUUUGCUGUGAUGCAUAUCUGACGACUUAUAGAAGUUUCAAGGAAGGCUGCAUGAAACACCCUACAGCUAAGUUGUUGAGUGUGAUGAAACUUGUAAAUGACGUAGUUUCUGUCACGUUAGAUGAGGCUGGUGCCUGCGAAAACAUGUUCUGGAAGGUGCUAGAACAGCUCGAUAAGUGCAGCCUUGCUCGCUUGGGCUGUGCAGAUCACAUGACAGCAUUCACAUGCCAGAUACUGAACUUUGUCAUUGUGACAAGAAUGAACUUUUUCUCCCGAGAUUUUAACCAUCGGUUAGAAAGCAAGGAAAAGGUAGCUAUCGCAAACAGAAAAUUGCGUCUCUUGUAACUCUUGG
Dermacentor silvarum is the source of this 3554-nucleotide messenger RNA. RefSeq lists its product as uncharacterized. Gene Ontology annotation, molecular function: sequence-specific DNA binding. Lineage: Eukaryota; Metazoa; Arthropoda; Arachnida; Ixodida; Ixodidae. The record is from RefSeq and is a predicted model, not a curated record.